Nematocida parisii ERTm1 is the source of this 1176-nucleotide messenger RNA. RefSeq names its product 26s proteasome regulatory subunit 8. Gene Ontology annotation, molecular function: ATP binding; ATP hydrolysis activity; proteasome-activating activity. Lineage: Eukaryota; Fungi; Microsporidia. Gene Ontology annotation, biological process: proteasome-mediated ubiquitin-dependent protein catabolic process. The transcript has a single exon. The coding region runs from base 1 to 1170 and encodes 389 amino acids. Gene Ontology annotation, cellular component: proteasome regulatory particle, base subcomplex. The record is from RefSeq and is a predicted model, not a curated record.
AUGCACAUCCUUCAGCAGUACAACACGAGCAGAGCAGAAGAAUUGAAAGUAAGGAUAGAAAAAAAGCAGCACAAUAUUGAAAGAUUAGACAAGAUAAAGAACACGCUGAACCAUCAGGUCAGGCAGUUAAAAGAAGAAAUCGCCAUAAUACAGGAACCAUCCUGUACAGUGGGAGAAAUAGCCAAGAAGAUGGGGAAGAAUAUCAUUCUAGUGAAGACAACUACUGAAGGAAAGCAUUUAGUACAGGUAGAACCACAGGUUGAUUAUGACAGUCUUAAGCUUGGGAUGCGGGUCGCAUUACGGAGUGACACGUAUGCACUGUAUAAAGUACUCCCGUCCAAGGUUGACCCGAUUGUGUCUUUAAUGAUGGUUGAGAAGACGCCUGAUUCAACGUAUGAUAUGAUUGGGGGGUUAAAUGACCAGAUAAAGGAGGUUAAGGAAGUGAUUGAACUUCCAAUUAAGCACCCGGAACUGUUUGAGUCACUUGGUAUAGCACAGCCGAAGGGAGUACUUUUAUACGGUCCACCAGGCACUGGGAAGACUCUUUUAGCACGGGCCGUAGCACACCACACACAGUGCAGGUUUAUUCGUGUUUCUGGGUCUGAGCUAGUACAGAAGUAUAUAGGAGAAGGGUCCCGGCUAGUCAGGGAACUCUUCAUAAUGGCCCGGGAGCACGCCCCGUCAAUCAUUUUCAUGGACGAGAUAGACUCGAUCGGAUCGGUCAGGAUGGAAGGUUCCAACGGGAGCAGUGAAGUACAGCGUACGAUGCUAGAACUGCUUAACCAGCUGGACGGGUUUGAAGCCCAUCAGAACAUAAAGGUGAUUAUGGCCACUAACAGGAUAGAUAUCCUCGAUUCUGCCCUGCUCCGACCGGGGCGGAUUGACAGGAAAAUUGAAUUCCCUGCCCCGAAGGAGGAGGCCCGGCUCGAAAUAUUAAAAAUUCACUCACGGAAAAUGAAUUUAACAAAAAAUAUUGACUUGUCGAAAAUAUCAGAAAAAUUAGUGGGUGCGAGUGGUGCAGAGGUGAAGGGAGUCUGCACAGAGGCGGGUAUGUUCGCACUACGAGAGAGGAGGACUCAUGUAACAAAAGAUGACUUUGAAAUGGCUGUAGCAAAAGUAAUGAAGAAGACUGCUGACCCGAACUUAGACCUAAGAAAACUGCUAAAAUAAACAGAA